This is a messenger RNA of Manacus vitellinus (golden-collared manakin), 1984 nucleotides long. It is a transcript of the gene TRAF3IP3, whose product is annotated as TRAF3 interacting protein 3. The coding region runs from base 310 to 1833 and encodes 507 amino acids. The record is from RefSeq and is a predicted model, not a curated record. The transcript is spliced from 17 exons. Lineage: Eukaryota; Metazoa; Chordata; Aves; Passeriformes; Pipridae.
ACAGAGCGAGGAAGAAAAGAGAGUGAGAGCAGAAAACGAGGGGGUUGGCACGAAGAUGGCAGUGGGAGCGUGUUCAUGCCUGAUAACACCCUGCUCCUGCACAGCAGUCCAGGGGUAGGACAGGACCUCUGGGGCCAGCAAGAAGUGUAACAGCUUGGAAAGCACAGAUAAAGGACAUGUUUAAUUAGAGAGGGUGAUUUGGGGUAACAGAAGGAGGAAAUAGAGUGUUAGCCUGUCAAGAAGGCCUCAACAGUUUGCUCAGCUCAGGUUCCACCAGGCCAGAGGAGCUCGGGGAGGUCACAGCCCAGGAUGAUCAGCCAGCCCGGGGUGGGGUCCCGGCCCCGGCGCUCGGGCGAGAGCUACGAGGAGAAGUGCGAGCGGCGGCAGGAGGGCAGGGAGAACCUGCGCAGGAGGAACAACGCGACCACCUGCCGGCACCUCCCGAGGGCAGCGGGGCAGCCACCCCACAGCCCGCGCCAGAGGGAGUUCCUGAGGAGGAGAAACCUGGCGGGCGAGGCGGGAAGGGCAUCCCCGAGGCGGGAGCCGGAGGCGCGAACCCCACCGGGCUCCUCACCGACCGUCCUGCUCCAGGACUUGUGGAGCAGCCCCACGUCACCCCCUGCACAGCCCCUGCUCCACCUCCACAUCCCCCCUGGCAUUCCAGCAGAAACCAUUCCUGGGCAGAGUGACUCUGUGAACACCCAAGGAACACAAACCCUCACAAAUCCAAGAGAAGGAGUGAAAGACUCGAGCCAGCAGACAGACUGUGGAACAGCACUUUUUAAUAAGGAAAUGAUGCAGCUGUCCAACUACCUGAAGGAGGCCCUGCACCGGGAGCUGCUGCUCAAGCAGAAGAUGGUGAUUUUGCAGGAGCUUUUCUCCACACUGCUGGAAGCCUCAGAGAAAUCCUGGCAGGGUCAGCUGAACGAAGACAAACUGAAGUGCAAACUAAGGGCCCUCGAAAAUCAGCUGCAGGCUUGCACCCAGAGUUACUCAAAGGAGUGUGUGAAGAAGAUCCUGAUAGAGAUGGAGGACCAGAAGCAGACCUAUGAGCAGAAGGCAAAAGAGGCCCUUCAGAAGAUGCUGGAGGACAAGCUCCAAACAGAGCAGCAGCUGCAAAACUCUCAGGCGCUGCAGAGCCUGCGGAGGGAACACGCCGUGCUCCACCUGAGAGCCACUGCCCUGAGCCAGGACAUCGACCUCAAGGCCCAGCACAUCACUGCCAUCGAAGACAAACUGCAAAAAGAGCAAAAGCAGAGGGUAAUGCUGGAGGCAACAGUCAGCCAUUUGCACAACUUGAUCCAGAACAACCAACAGAAGAGCCAGGAGGUGGCAGUGCAAAGGAAAGACCAGGUUUUCACCACCCAGACCCCACCUCUCAUUCCUACCAAGGAAAACCAAAACACUCUGUUAGAGCACCCUGAGGAGGAGGAGGAGGGAGAAGAAAGUCUGAAGGAUGAGAUGCAGAAAAAGACAUCCCAGCUCACAGCAAAGGAGAACGAGGUACAUGUGGACACACAGGCACACGUGGACACCGGGGCAGCAGGAGCGAGACCCCCCGGUCCGGGCGGUGCCCGCGCGCGGGCGAAGCUCUGCGGCCUCUGCGGGGGCCCUGCCAGGCUGCCCGGGUACCAAAGGGAGGGGACCCCCCCCGAGCUGGAGGCCCUGAGCGAGGAGUACCGCUCGUGCCUGAGCAGGCUGCGCCAGUGCCGCGACGAGCUCAACCGCUCCCACAGCCAGCGGGCCAAGAGGCAGCGAGGUCACUGGAUCCCCCUCCUGGUGGCACUCACAGCAGUGGCCAUUGCCACCUUCCUGGCAAGUUACAGGCCAUGAAGGACCUCCCUGAUGACUGACUUCACUGCAGGAACUGACUGUGCUUCCCCAAAAGUCCGUGACCUCGCCGCAGUGCACCCUCUGCUGUUUUGUACCCGCGUGUUUGGUUCACAUCCUGAGCUGGUCUCACUCCAGACAAACUCCCAAUAAA